Molecule: messenger RNA, 246 nt
Organism: Akanthomyces muscarius
Lineage: Eukaryota; Fungi; Ascomycota; Sordariomycetes; Hypocreales; Cordycipitaceae
Exons: 2
Coding region: 1-246 (81 amino acids)
Source: RefSeq, a predicted model, not a curated record
AUGAUGAAGAGAUACGGAUACUUUCCACCUCCCUGCCUCCGUGCUAUCUUGCGUUGCAACUCCUCCCCUCGGAAGGCAUCUCCAUCUGACUACUCAACGCCAGGCGGCUCGUGCCCACCCACCAUCUCAUCCUCCUUCCAUCCUCGUGACCUGGUUGGUCCCUUGCUCGAGUCGCCUGGCCUUGGUUUGAACAAGCCCACCAUCCAUGGCCUCGUCGUCGUCGAGCAAACGGUUAUGCGGCUUUAA